AUGGGGCGCAAUUCGUCGUGUGAUGCAAAGCAAAAACUGAGGAAAGGUUUAUGGUCACCCGAAGAAGAUGAAAAACUCGCUGACUACGUUACGAACUAUGGUGUCGGUUGCUGGAGCUCUGUGCCUAAAUUGGCAGCAGGCCUGCAAAGAUGUGGGAAAAGUUGCAGGUUAAGAUGGAUUAAUUACUUAAGGCCUGAUUUGAAGAGAGGAAUGUUUUCACAAGAUGAGGAGGAUUUGAUCAUUGCUUUACAUGAAACUCUUGGCAAUAGGUGGGCUCAAAUUGCAACACAGCUGCCCGGGAGAACUGAUAACGAGAUCAAGAACUUUUGGAACUCGGCCCUCAAGAAGAAACUAACAAAGCUAGGCAUUGAUCCAAACACUCACAAGCCGAUAACUCAAAUUCUUCAAGUGAAAAGCGAAAAGCUUUAUCGUAAUAUGGACUCAUCUUCACCUAAUGAUCAUAUUUUGCAGCCAAAAGUGCUUCCAAGCUUCACAAGUUCAACUCAAGUGGUCCAAACAGGGGAAAUUCUAUCCUCAAGAGAUGAACUAUUCUCGUCCGGUUUUCAAUACAAUCCGGAUUUUGUGUCUCGUUACCAGCAAAAUGGGAUAGGGCCUUUUGAUAAUAAUAAUAAUAAUAACAGGGACUUCAACAACUCAAUGCCGAAUUUGAUGAAUUUCGACUUUCAAAGCCUAGCUGAUUAUUCAGAUGGUUGUUCAAGAAUGAGUGAUUACAGCUUGAUGAGUGAAGUUAAGGGGAUCCCAAUGAACAGGUCGAAAGCGAAUAUCAAGAUGAACAAUGAUGAGAUUGAAAAUGUGGGCACAUUUUCCUGGCAAGGUGAGAAGAAGUUUGAAGCAGUUUUCCAGUUUAAGUUUUGUGAAAUUCAAACUGGAGAAAAGACAACGAGUCCAUGGGAAGGAGGCCUCGGUCAGCCGGUGCAUGAUCAGGGAGAUUUUAGUAAUUUUGCAUUGGCAUCAAUCUCUCAGGAGCUGGGUUCUGCAAACAUGGAUGCCUUUAAGCAAAUAUAG
Molecule: messenger RNA, 1026 nt
Organism: Striga hermonthica
Lineage: Eukaryota; Viridiplantae; Streptophyta; Magnoliopsida; Lamiales; Orobanchaceae
Source: the annotation of a GenBank genome assembly